AUGGCGCGGACGAUGGGAGUGGCAGUGCUCUCCGUGGCAGUUUCUCGGUCAUUUUGCAAGUUGCUCUGCGGACGAAACCGGCCGUAUGCUGCGAUAGUUUUUUUCCAUGGAUCCGAGGUGAUGUGCUUCAUGGGAAGGUUGGCCUUCACCCCGCAGCAAGGCCAGGCGAACCAGCAGCGCAGCCUCACGCAGCGCCAGGCCCUCCGGGAAGCGGGUCAAGCCAAGGAGGAGGAUGCCGCGGUGAUGGCGGACAUCCUCAAGAUCAAGUCCUUCUACGAGGAUGAGACCAUCUUCGAGGAGCUCAGCCUGGUGCAGAACGACUUCAACCUCACCGAGGUCGAGCGCGCGGAGAAGAUCCUUGACAUGGUGAAGCCUCUGAAGUCCACAGUGACGCCCAAGUUCGUCAAGUUCCUGGCCAAGAAGAUGCGUCUCAAGGGCUUGAAGGCCAUUUGCCUCGAGUACGUCCAGAGCGCCUACUUCAAGGAGUCCGUUGCCCCGGUGAAGGUGACGUCUGCUGUGCGCUUGUCGGAGGCGCAGAAGGAGAAGAUUAUCGAGAAGAUGAAGGUGAAGUGCGAGACGGACAGCAUCAAGUUGAUCGAGGAAGUGGACGGAAACCUUAUCAGCGGAUUCAAGUUGGAGUGGGGUUACAUCGACCCUGAGAAGCUCGACGCUCCCAGCCACGGCGUGGACCUCUCCCUCAGGAACAUCCUGAACAAGAAGGCUCUUCAGGUGGGAGGCCUCGUGGAUGCUCUCUAA
This is a messenger RNA of Symbiodinium natans, 756 nucleotides long. NCBI's taxonomy places the organism in Eukaryota, Dinophyceae, Suessiales, Symbiodiniaceae. The record is from the annotation of a GenBank genome assembly.